GAGGUGUGAAUUCGGCCUUUGGCGCGAAGGGAGUAGAAUUGAGCUAUGACAGCAGCGGGGUGCGGCAGUGGUUUUGGCACCACAGCUUGGUGGGGUUUUUCUCCAGCACUUGACCUACAAGCAACAUAUCUUGAUACCUCUACAGAGCACCUACGCAUGUCCCAGGAUGGUAUUCCUGAACUGAAUAUCCUACUUGUGGGAUCAAUUGAUGGUCGUCAUAUCCUCAGAACCAUGUGUCAGGCACACCGAUGGCCGCAGAGGAAAAUCAGCUUUUACGUGCUGGAGAAUAAUCUGGAGGUGCUGGGUCGGCAGUUGCUGUUUCUGAGCCUGGCGCUGGAGCCUCUGGAGAAGAUGGGUCUGCAAGAGAAGAGCGAGACAUUCUUGGAGCUGAUGGGGAAUACUCUGAUCCGAAGCCAGACAGCUGCUUACUUGCAGGAGAAGGCAGCCCUUUUCAUCCGUUAUAUCACCGAUCCUGAUGUUCAGCAGGCUGACCUACCAGCUCUGGACUUGUCUGCCCUCAAGUUCAAGGAACGGGACCAGUUGGAGGCCAUCUUUCGGUUCUGGAAGAAUCCCGAUCCACGGGCUUUCCAGGUGGAGCAACUCUGGGACCUGCGGCUCCGGCAGUUCUUGGGCACCCGCUAUGACGCUCGCCGUGGGGUGUGCGACUGGGAUCUCACCAUGAAGUUGCAUGAACGUGGGGCCAAAGUAAUCGGUUCCCGUGAGUUUUUCCGGUGGCGCAACACAGGCGUGGCCUUUGAGAUGCGAGAAGCCUCCUAUGACACCCCCAACAAGACUCUGGCAUCUGGCCGUCUCCUCAGACACAAAGGGGAGCCGAUGCCAGCACGGGGAUACUGGGGAGACAUUGCCACUGGUCCCUUUAUCACCUUUGGAACUGACACUGAAGAGACCAGUCUUCUGAAAACCAUCAACGGCCUUCCUAGCAAGAGUGCUCAGGAUAUCUCCUUGUACAAUGUCACUGCCCUGUUCUAUGAACUGAGCCAUCGCUCCCGCUAUGACCCACCCACAGCCUCUGACAAAGAGGGAGAGGGUGACAGCCUGCAAGGGGAAGAGGACCAUGCCGUGUCAGAUGCUGUCAACAGCCAAGGCUCUCCCUGCACAGAAGAUAUCAGAGUCCACUUCCUGCCUCUCAAUUGCCUCCCUCAGCUCCAUCAGAAGAGCCAAUAUCAGAAGCUCUUCAACCUCAUAUUCUUUUCAUGCAGCAUGGUGCAUCUCCUGAAACCAGAGCUGUGUCUGGUAUCUGCCCCAAAAGCUACCCUUAUCACUGAGCUGGCAACUUUCCUGCCUGACCUCAGCAAGGACCAGGUGUCCGAGUUCUCCUCCCGAAUGGCCAACCAGGCGAGGGGAAUGGGAUUCAUGCCUGUUGAAGUGCCCGGCAAAGCAGCGUUUUCCUUGUUCCAUCUGGGGGAUCCUCCUGAAAUGGCAGGACCAGGCCUCUGAAGUCCACCCCCUCCACUUUUACAUUAGUCUUCUUUUGAAACUUUACUAGGGUUUUUUUUUUGGUAAAAAAAAAAUAAUUCCGCUUAAUAAAAAAGGCUGCUGCUGUAUAACA
Molecule: messenger RNA, 1570 nt
Organism: Heteronotia binoei (common prickly gecko)
Lineage: Eukaryota; Metazoa; Chordata; Lepidosauria; Squamata; Gekkonidae
Gene: DNAAF3
Product: dynein axonemal assembly factor 3
Exons: 12
Coding region: 46-1458 (470 amino acids)
Biological process (GO): axonemal dynein complex assembly; motile cilium assembly
Source: RefSeq, a predicted model, not a curated record